AUGUCCGUCUCAGCCUCGAUUCCCGACACUUCGCUUGGCCUCACCUCCUCCGAGAUCCAGAUCCUCCGACAGCAGCAGCAGAUUGCCUUGCAGGGCGGCCAUUCCGGCAAUGGGGUGACCAGGGGCAGAGGCACGGGGAGAACCAGCAAUUCCAGUUCUCGCGCAACCAGCGCUGCCAGCAGUCAGGGGCGUUUGCUGCUGGACCCUAUGAGCCUCCGCGCACUAUCGCACCAGCUGGACGGGUUGCAGGCUCAGAUCAGUCACCGGAUCGAAUAUCUCGAGGAUCAAAUGCAGCGCUCCAUCCAAAACACCUACGACCGCGCGGGAAACGUCAUUCGCAAUGCCGAUGGCGAAAUUGCCCGCACCCGUGAAAUCCUGGCCUCUAUCGACGAGUUGGACAAUGAGUUGGCGAAGAUCGCUCAUAUCCGUGAUAUUGUCAAAUCAUUCCGUGGCCGGAUCGAGAACCUAGAUCACCGCAUUGACCAGAGUUCUCGGCGCCGACGAUGA
Molecule: messenger RNA, 507 nt
Organism: Penicillium egyptiacum
Lineage: Eukaryota; Fungi; Ascomycota; Eurotiomycetes; Eurotiales; Aspergillaceae
Source: the annotation of a GenBank genome assembly